GUGGUUGAAUCGAAAAUAACAAUUUUUUUGUUAUUUGCAUUACACUGCAUAUAAAUCGAUCAAUCGACAGACAUUGAAACUAAACAUCAAAAAUGGAAUCAUCAAGCUACCGAUUUUUAUUUAUGGAAUUGAAUCCUAGCUAUUGGCUAGGUAAUUCCAUUCUUAUAACAGUCAUAUCGAUACCAUUCUUUUAUUACAUCUAUUCACGAUAUCGAUUUGGCUAUUGGAAACGGCAAGGUAUUCCUGGCCCAAAACCGACACCAAUUAUUGGAAAUAUGUUUUCAUUGUCUAAACCGCAACCUUUGAUGCAAUUGGAAUUUCAGAAACAAUUUGGCGAAAUUUAUGGAAUUUAUCGUGGACUUGAACCAGCACUUGUUGUGGCUGAUCCGGCAAUUAUCAAACGUAUUCUUGUUCAGGACUUUCAUCUAUUUCGUAAUCGUAAUGCACCUAUUAAAUCAAGCAAUAUAGCUUCCCAGAAUCUAGCUUCUGCUUGUGAUGAUAAUUGGAAACGAAUUCGAUCGAUUUUGUCACCAAUGUUUACUACAUCCAAAUUACGUAAAAUGGAAGGCCUAAUGUCUCAAUGUAUUGAAUCACUUGUGAAUGCAUUAGAUCGGCUUGUCGAUCAGAAAAAAUCAUUCAAGGUACAUGAUGUAAUGGGUAACUUCACAAUGGACGUGAUUGCCAAAUGUGCAUUUGCUACGGAAACCAAUGCCCACCAUGAUAAGGAUAAUCAAUUUGUCAAAAAUGCCCGUUCCAUAUUCGAAUUGAAUAUUGUUGCUGGUUUGUCGCGUUUUUUAUUGCCACAGUGGCUGCAAGAUUUUUUACGGAAUAUUCGUGCUCCAUUCUUCAGGAAUGAUUCUUCAAGAUUUUUCAAUGAUAUCUCUUAUCAUUUGAUUCGUCAACGACGUAACAAUCCUGAUCUUAAAUUUGAUGAUAUGCUUCAGUUGAUGGUGAAAGCCGAACAUAAAACUGGACAGUUUAGCGACGAAGAAGACAAGUUUGAUUCACAUCACGUCAAUGUGGGUGAAGAAGAAAAACGACAAGAAGAAAUGAUUCUCAAAGACAUUAUUGGUUCCAAAUAUCUAAGUGAAGAAGAAAUUGUGGCACAAUGUUUUGUUUUCUUUUUGGCCGGUUAUGAAACGACUGCUUCAACCCUAACAUUCUGUUUGUAUGAAUUGGCAAAAUAUCCAGAAAUACAGGACAAACUCUAUGAAGAAGUACGUGCUGUAUUGGAUAAAGGCGAAAAACUGGAUUACGAACACGUUAUGCGAAUGCCAUACAUUGAUGCUGUUAUCUCCGAAACACUUCGACAUCAUUCACCGGCUGUAGCACUCACACGAAUUGCUGCUGAACCUUAUCAUAUACCGGAAUGUAAUUAUACGUUGAAAAAAGGAGGAAUGGUCCGUAUUCCGGUAUACGCUAUCCAUCAUAAUCCGAAAUACUAUCCCGAACCUGAUCGCUACAAUCCAGAACGUUUUAUGCCCGAAAAUCGUCACAAAAUUGUACCAUAUACAUAUUUACCGUUUGGUGGUGGGCCCAGAAAUUGUAUUGGAAUGCGAUUCGCUUUGUCCGAAGCAAAAUUAGGUCUAGCACGAAUAAUUAGUCAAUUUUCAUUCUUUAAAACACCAGAAACUCCAAAUGAACUUCGUAUAGAGAAUAGUUUUGUGCUGAUGAAAACGGUUCCUGUCUAUGUAGGUGUACGUAGACGUAAUUAAUUGAUUAAAAAAUGAAAAAUUGA
Messenger RNA from Dermatophagoides farinae (American house dust mite), 1738 nucleotides. Its product is annotated as cytochrome P450 3A21. Lineage: Eukaryota; Metazoa; Arthropoda; Arachnida; Sarcoptiformes; Pyroglyphidae. The record is from RefSeq and is a predicted model, not a curated record. Gene Ontology annotation, molecular function: steroid hydroxylase activity; oxidoreductase activity, acting on paired donors, with incorporation or reduction of molecular oxygen; heme binding.